AUGCCCGGAGGACACGUGGCAUCCGCACAGAUCCUAGAGGUGAAUAUCAUAUCGGCAAAUGAGUUAGCUCCGGUGGCCAAGUUCAUGAAGACAUUCGUCGUUGCAUGGGUUCAACUCGACCGGAAAGUGAGAACCCGGGUCGACUCGAUCGGACAUUCUAACCCUUCAUGGAACGAGAAGCUCGUCUUCCGGAUCGACUACGACUCUCUCAUCCUCAACGACGCCGCCGCCUCUCUCACCGUCGAGAUCUACUCCACCUCGUCGCGUGGCGUCGACACGCUCGUCGGAAGCGUCGUCGUUCCCAUCAGAAGUCUCUUCCCUCCUUCGUCCAUCGCCUCACAUUCCAAGAUGCAGUUCGUGACUCUCCAGGUACUCCGGCCGUCGGGUCGGCCUCAGGGGGUUCUCAACGUCGGAGUGUCUCUAUUGGAAGGAACCAGGCGAAGCUUCGAUCUCAGCUCCGUCGCGCAAUCGGAUCUGUUACCCGACCCGAAAACUCGCUGCAACAACAACAACAACAAUAAAAACCAGUUCGCGAAAAGCUCAACGGCGGCGCCGAAAAAUCAGUUACGGCACUCGAAAAGCGAGCGGUCGAUAAUGAGCGGAGCUCCGGCGGGGGAGAAAAAGGGUUCGAUGUGUUCGGACGUGGGACCGUCGCCGUCGGUGGUGGCGGCAGCGAUAGCGAUGGGAUUGUAUCCGAGAGGAGCGCCGACGGCGACGACGAUGACGGAGGAUGAUCAGACGGCGCCGAGAGGCUCGAUCGUGUUGAAUAACUGGAUUGAGGAUGAUAGUGUGGAAGGGCUAAAGACGAAGAUCGAGAGGUGGCGAUCGGAGAUUCAUCCGAUUUACGAGAGGAGGCAGCAGGUGAAUAUAAACUACGGGCGGUCGAGUCAUCGGAGGAACAACACUGAGCCGGCGAAGAGGUCUGAGCACAGACGGGCCGGGUCGGGUGGCGGGUUGUUCUCGUGUUUCGGGACGGCUUAUGGGUGCGAGUUCUCGAUAUCUUGUGGUGGCGGUAGCCGUAGGAAUAGUAAGAAGUUUGAUAAUAAUGGGGACAAAACUCACCUUAGCCUAUCUGAAUUUUCAUACGACGAUCCAUAUGUAUAG
Molecule: messenger RNA, 1104 nt
Organism: Humulus lupulus (European hop)
Lineage: Eukaryota; Viridiplantae; Streptophyta; Magnoliopsida; Rosales; Cannabaceae
Exons: 1
Coding region: 1-1104 (367 amino acids)
Biological process (GO): defense response
Source: RefSeq, a predicted model, not a curated record